This is a messenger RNA of Frieseomelitta varia, 4335 nucleotides long. It is a transcript of the gene Ndc80, whose product is annotated as kinetochore protein NDC80 homolog. Lineage: Eukaryota; Metazoa; Arthropoda; Insecta; Hymenoptera; Apidae. Gene Ontology annotation, cellular component: Ndc80 complex. The record is from RefSeq and is a predicted model, not a curated record. The coding region runs from base 2278 to 4278 and encodes 666 amino acids. Gene Ontology annotation, biological process: attachment of mitotic spindle microtubules to kinetochore. The transcript is spliced from 3 exons.
GCAGAAUAAGUGGAAGACUGGCGUAGAUACGUAAUUUUUAUUUAACAUGUAAAACGAUUGUUCUAAUGUCACUAUAUCUAUUAACUUGUAAAGCGAGUGCAUGCGUGAAAUGUGAAAGUUCGUUGACCACCUUGUUAUUGGAAUUGCAUUACGCGUCUACAGAGGGAAAAGAGUAUCUUAAUGCGAACCAAGUAACGUGCGAUAUUACGAUUCUCGAUGAUAUGCUAAACAUUAAAUCGAAUUACUGUAAUCCUAUCAGGGUAUUGUAUGUUGAAAACAUGAACGCGUUAGAACAAGAGAGAUGUUAUGAAAUGCAGAAGUCCUCGAGGAACCAAGGUUCAUCAGAAAAUGAUUGAUUAUCAUUGAACGAUCUAAUAAUUAAAAAAAGAUACUGGAAGAUUAAAUUAGAUUAUUCCGAGCUGUUUUGAAUAUAUUUAAUAAUAUUUAAGCAUCGAGCUUCUAUCUAGAAUCGUAAUUCGUUCUUCUCGUUUUGUGCAUUCGCGCAAUAUAUUUAUCAAGCGUUUAUUGUGCAUUUCAUUCACAUGAGGAAUUGCAAUUUCAAAUAUAGGAAACUCUGUAAUGAUCGAAGACGGCUACUACGUGUAGUAUGAUGUCUUAAACUUUUUUAUCCAAAUACUACCAAUAUAUCUUAUGAGUAAAAAUAAGAAGAAAAUGACAUAAUAAUAGUCAUAAUAAAUUGGUUUGAUAUUUGAUAGAAUGUUUAAAUGAGCAAUCAUUUCAACGAUAAACAAAGUAAACUAAUUUUUUAAUCUCAAAAAUUAACAGAUAGCACGCCAAUAGUUUUUACUUGUAAAGAUUGCAUUCACAAUGUAAUAAAUUCAAUUUGAAAAAUAGCUCAUCUAUUCGUUUUACUGAACUAAAAAUCAAUUCGUUGUUAUAUAAUUAAAUAUUGUUACUCGUAGAAUAUACUGGCACUACUUGGCGGAAGAAAUUUAGGACAUCCUGUAUAAUUUAGUAAUGUUAUUAUGUACAACAAUAUUGAGUAUAAUUUUUAUUGUUAUAAUUAAUUGCAUCAAUUGCGUGUCCAUUUGAAUAUAAAGCCAUAGUUUCGUGAUUGCGAGAGACAACACACUUUUCUGUCCUUAGUUAUAUUUCGUCAUGCUCAAGUCGCAUCGUUUUUGCACUAGUUUGAAGCGAGCUGGUAAUAUCGCUUCGGUGCGCACGGUCCAUGAAAUGAUGUGUACGUUUUAAACUGGAUCUAGAUUUUAUACACGUAUACGCUUGCGUAAAGAAGUCUCGAGUUAUACAAAGCGAAAAUAAAAUAGAAUAAAAAGAAGAAAAAAAAAUAAGGAAGUGCGUGUAAAGUAUAAAUGGGCGAGAAGAAAUAGUAAUAUUAUAACGUACUUAACAAUUUUUGUUUCAUGAUGUGUUGUAGCGUAAUACAAACGUGCACAUACGUAUUAAUAUAUAUAUAUAGAUAUAUUAUAUACACAGAAUUAUAUAUUAGAUAUAUCAAUAUACAUAUAUGUUAAGACUCGUUUCCAGCUGGUCUGAUCGGGUAUUACUUUAACAAUUUAAUUAAUUGCGUUAACCUGACAGCGAUGCGAUUGCGAGUAACACAUUGAAAAAGAUGCGUGCAAUCACAUAGUUCAAUUGUAUAGUGUAUUUACUUGUCGUUUCGAUAACAGAUUCGAUAAUCUGUAGUCCAUCGGCAAUGAAAGUAAAAUGGAGUACUGGUUGAUACUUCUAUUAUUUGAUUCAGAGAAAUUAUUAUAUGUGACAUGAUCGAAAAAUUGAUGCUAAAUUAUUAUCAUUUGUACAUUAAACGAUUAUCAAGGGGAUCGGCGUACAAAAUCUUUAUGUUAACUUUAAUUUAUCAUAUGUUUCAUAAAGUAUUGAUAUAUGAAAAAAUAUAAUCUUAAUCAACUAUUCUACCCGUUCAUUCAAAUGUUUAACCAAAAGACACACACAAACACUGGCACAUGCAAUUAAAUGCGUGAGUAACGUACCAAUUCACUAGUUAAAUCAACAUUAUCAUUUCCUGUUUGUUAUAUUUCCCUUUUUUUUUUUAACGUCAUCAAGCAGAGAACUUUAUACAUAUACAUACUCGAGUAAACAGUGAUACAUUCUUUUACAGUAUAACAUCACUGCCGGAUUAAGUAGUGGUGUGACCAUCUUUUCAAUAAAUGUAUCUAAUUUAACAUUGAACGGAUUUGAGUACAAAAGUAUUGUCUAAAUCAGUUGAUUUUUAAUUGUCUAUAUAAAUUUGUUACAAUUUGUCAUUUUUUAAAUAUCUUGUUCUUGAAUAUUCACUUGAUGCUCUGGUACAUUGCAGUGUUUCUGAACGUAAAAUUGAAUUUUACCUGGAUCAAAAUGCCAGGUAACUCUCUAGGACGUAGAUCAUCUACAAAUCCCGUAAGAAUAUGUUUGUCUGAUAGAGAAGACAAAAGUUUGUUACGAACAGAAUCCAGAAGAACGCAAACAUUAAAAUCCAGGAUUUCCUCAAACGAAUGUUCUCACAUACCAAGACCUCGAAUGAGAGCUUCUUCAUGUGAUAGAAUAAGUAUCAAAGGAUUAAAAUCAACAGGUAAAACUUCAAUUUGUCAUGCUCCAACAACUCCAAAAACACCAUUGACAAAUUCUAGUAAACCAAGUCUUAUAAUAGGAAGUUCAAAUAAAAUUCAUACAGGACAUUCCAAAGGACGUAGAUCUUUAUCAGCUGACAAUGCUAGCAAUAUAGCUGUUAAAGGUUCGAGAAAAGAUACAAGACCAUUAACAGACAAAGCAUAUCAGACUUAUAUGCUUAAUAAAAUUGAUAACUUUUUGGCAAUAAAUCAGUGUUCUUCUAUGCUUAAUAGCAAUGGAAGUUUAAAACCUGUUACUUUAAAAAUGUUUGUUGAAAUCUCAGCAUAUUUAGUAAAAAUGUUGGAUAUUAAACAAAUUUUUACAAUCACAAAUUAUGUAGAGGAACUGCCAAAAGUUGCAAAAAAACUCCACUAUCCAGGAAUUGUUAAUAAAUCAUGGUUAAAAACAGCUAAUGCUAUGCAUUCUUGGCCUAAUGUUUUAGGCUGGUUAUGUUGGCUAGUAGAAAUUUGUGAGAUCAGAGAACUGGCUUUUGAAAAGUAUAAUUUAGAUAAUUUACCAUUUGUGGGGAAUCAAGUAGAAGCUAAAAUUAAUAAAAAUGCUUUUUUCUCAAUGUUAAAUUUUUAUAACGCAUGGAAUGAUGAGAAACUGGAUGAAGAAGCAUUAAUGGUUGAAAAAUAUUUACAAGAAAUUGAAGAACAACAAGGUGUAAAUGAAGAAAACUUAAAAAUUGCACGUACUGAAUUAGAAGAAAAAUUGCUUAAAUUGAAAGCAGCUAAAGAAGAUUCAAAUAAAAUAGAUGAAGAAAUAAAACAUCUACAAGAAGUAUUUUUAUCUUUACAAAAUGAUGAAGAAAAGCAAUUGAGUGAUAUCAAUGCAAAAGAGGAAUAUAUAAAAACAAUUAAUUUUGAAACAGAUCAAAUAAAAGCAGAAUGCAAUAUAUUGUAUGAACAAAUUUGUUUACAAAACACACAGCAUGAUGAAUUACUUUCUAUCAUUAAACAACAACCAAUGUCCAAGAUAGAAAGAGAUAAAAUUUUAGAAAAAUGUACAGAAAUUCAGAACUAUAUGCAUCAAUUUGAUGAACAUUUACAAGAGAUACAAAAAGAACUAUACACUAUGGAUAUUAAAUUAGCAUCUAUUAAUAAUAAUUUAACUAAGGCAAUUUUAACAUAUAAUACAGAAAUAUUUAUGCAUCUUAGUGGUGAUAUUGGUGUGAAUUUAGAAGAGUUGAAAAUGCCAGAAAAAGGUAUAUUGCAACCUGAAAUUAUGGAAGUACUAAUUACAAAAGCUAAUUUAAUGAAUGAUUUAAAAGAAUUAUUGAAGUCACAAAUUAUUAAAAAAGAACAUUUGUUAGAAUCAAAUUCCAAUGAACUAGAGAAUCUUCAGGAGAGAAUAAAAAUUCUAGAAUAUGAAAGUAGUGAUAUUGCCAAUAAAAUUAAGGAGAAGAAAAACUUGAUGAGCAAAAUUAAAACUGAUGCUAAACACGAAGAAGCAAAACUAAAAGAACAAAUAAAAAAUCUGCAGAAUGAUAUUAAAGAAAUUCAAGAUUUAAUGCCAAAUAUUCAACAACUUGCUGCAGAGUUAAAUGAAGCAAUAGAUAAAUUGAAUGCAGUUCAGAGAAGAAAAAUGUAUAUAGAGGAAUCGGCUAAGCUAUUUUUUAAUAAGUUUUAUGAAAUUUUAGGUGAACAUAGGAAUAAACUUCACAGUAUAUUAAUAAACUCUAAUAAAUAAUAUAGUUAUGUAAUUUUUAUGUAAUUAAUAAUCUUGCAAUAUUUUAAAUCUGAUUUU